Molecule: messenger RNA, 2439 nt
Organism: Capsicum annuum
Lineage: Eukaryota; Viridiplantae; Streptophyta; Magnoliopsida; Solanales; Solanaceae
Product: protein HYPER-SENSITIVITY-RELATED 4-like
Exons: 3
Coding region: 673-2160 (495 amino acids)
Molecular function (GO): ATP binding; ATP hydrolysis activity
Source: RefSeq, a predicted model, not a curated record
AGUAAUAUUCGACUCAUAAACGCUCUAUUUUAGCAAAAACGUAUUCAACUGACUAUCUUUCAUGGGUUAUAGCUUUGCCCCCAAAAUAAGGGCAGCCCGGUGCACUAAAGCUGCCGUUAUAUACAGGGUUCGGGGAAGAGUCUACUACAAGGGUAUAUUAUAUGCAAUCAAGAGCCUCACCAUAAGAGUGUAUUAUAUGCAAGCUUACGUUGCUUUUCUGCCAAAGAUUGUUUCCAAAGCUUGAACUCGUGACUUCCUGAUCACACGAUAACAACUUUACCAGUUACUCCCAGGAUUUCUCACCCCCCAAAAUACUGCUGUUGAAAUAUUGACGAAAGAUGGAAACUGUAAGGAAAUUGUAGUGGGCACAUAUAGGAAAGUUUCAAAGUCUACAUAGUCAAUACCACCUACUACUAUUGUUAGUCUCGGUGCAAUUUUUUCCUAUUUCCUCUGGCCAAUUUCUCACUCAUUUCUUCACAUGAUUUUCCUAUAUAAAUUUACCAUUAUUCUCAUGAAUUGCAAAUGCACCCUAUUUCCCCUCACCUUCUUGUAGAUCAGAAAAAAAAAUAAUCAAGAAUCAACAUACUGCUUACUAUUUUUGUCACACAUUUGCCACAGAACACUUAACAACAAAACCUUGACCACCCACUAGCCAAAAAGCCCUUAAAAAACAUGUCCUCUUCAUCAGCAGAAUCGAAAAUGGCCCUAGCCAAGACUGUUUUAUCGACAGUAGGCUCCGUUGCUGCAACAGCCAUGUUGGUUCGUACGAUAGCCCAAGACUAUAUCCCUCGGGAACUCCAUGACUAUCUCUUCUAUGGACUCAAAAACAUGUUCACCAUGUUCUCGAAUCAGCGAACAAUGGUGAUUGACGAAUUUGAUGGUCUGGUCAACAAUGAAAUUUAUGAAGCUGCUGAGAUUUAUUUGGGCAACAAGUUGUCCCCUAACAUCCAUCGACUUAAAAUCAGUAAGCCUGAGAAGGAGAAGAAUUUCAACAUCACCAUGGAACGUAAUGAGGAGGUAACCGAUGUUUAUAAUGGACAGACAUUCAAGUGGAUUUGGCUAUGCAGACAAACAGAGUCUAAACACUUCUAUAAUCCCAGGGAUAUGAAUUCCACUCUAAAAUCUGAAAUCAGGUCCUUUGAGCUCACAUUUCACAAGAAAAACAAGGACCUUGUCCUUAAUUCUUACUUGCCAUACAUCAUGAAAGAAGCAAAAUUGCAAAAACAUGAAAACAAGACGAUCAAGAUUCACACGGUAGAUUGCGAGAGAAUGCACAGUUUACAUGAAAUGUGGACGCCUGUGAAUCUUGAUCAUCCUGCCACUUUUGAGACAAUCGCGAUGGAAUCAGACCAGAAAGACAUGAUCUUGAAGGAUUUGGAAAGAUUUGUGAAGAGGAAAGACCAUUAUAGGAAAGUGGGAAAGGCAUGGAAAAGAGGGUAUUUGUUGUAUGGCCCUCCAGGAACUGGAAAAUCGAGCUUGAUUGCUGCGAUGGCAAAUUAUUUGAACUUCGACAUAUAUGAUUUGGAGUUGUCUGCGGUGUGGGGGAACUCAGGAUUACGGAAGUUGUUGGUUGCCACAGCCAAUAAGUCCAUUUUGGUUGUUGAGGACAUUGAUUGUACCAUUGACUUGCAAGAUAAUUUGGCUCAUCGAGGUGCUGUUCGUUCAAUUAAUGGUUUUCGUCAGGAACGAGGCACGGUGACCUUAUCAGGUUUGCUGAAUUUUAUAGAUGGAAUAUGGUCGAGCUGUGGAGACGAAAGAAUCAUAAUUUUCACAACAAAUCACAUUGAGAAACUCGACCCUGCAUUAUUGCGACCUGGCCGAAUGGACGUGCACAUUCACAUGGCAUAUUGCACACCUUGUGGCUUCAAACUUCUUGCUUCAAAUUAUUUGGGAAUCAAAGAUCAUAAAUUGUUCAAAGAAAUUGAGGAAUUGAUUGACAUAGCCUAUGUGACACCAGCAGAAGUGGCGGAGCAACUGUUGAAGGAAGAUGAAGUUGAGUAUUCUCUUAAAGGGUUGAUUAAUUUUCUUCACAAAAAGAUAAAAGAGAAGGAAGAGGAAAAGACUAAGAAAGUGGAAAUAACACAAGUGGAGUCUGUUGAUGAGGAGGAGGAAAAUGAGGAAAAUGGGAUUAAAGAAAAUGGAUUACCAAAUGGAGCAUAAGGGGAGCUGCAUGGGCUGUCUUUUGUAAUCAUAGAAUAUGACAACUUUGGUCUUACUGUAUUUUUGCUUUUCUAUAAUACUCCCUCCACCCUAAAAUAGAUAUCCUUUGAGAAAAAGCUAAGGGCAUUAUCCCAAAAUAAGUGUUUCAAGACAAAAAUAGUACUUGAUUGGUUUUUACAGUGUCCUAAUAUUAACUACUUCUUGUUAGUAAAUUGUAUCUUACAGUUAUUAUUUUUCUUAAUGAGACUGAAAUGAGCCAAAGCACCACUUAUUUUGAAA